Penicillium diatomitis is the source of this 2559-nucleotide messenger RNA. RefSeq names its product serine/threonine protein kinase CLA4. The transcript is spliced from 3 exons. Gene Ontology annotation, cellular component: cytoplasm. Gene Ontology annotation, molecular function: ATP binding; protein serine/threonine kinase activity. The record is from RefSeq and is a predicted model, not a curated record. Bases 1 to 2559 code for a protein of 852 amino acids. Lineage: Eukaryota; Fungi; Ascomycota; Eurotiomycetes; Eurotiales; Aspergillaceae. Gene Ontology annotation, biological process: intracellular signal transduction; protein phosphorylation; regulation of MAPK cascade.
AUGGCCUCCUACGGCAACGGUGCGAUGUAUACAUCAGACCAAUUCAUGAACCCGGGGCCGGCCCCUCGACCCCCAACGGACCGUCCCAAGUUGAAUCUCCCCGUGAACAACACCGCAACGUCCUUCAGUCAAAUGUCUUUGAACUCGCCCAUGACUCCCGGCAUGAAUGGCAACCUUUCGCUGUUCCCCAACACCAGCACGCCCACCUUGAAUCGGUCCCAGACGGCAGGGAGUAGCAAUCUGGUGGUCAAAGAAGGCUACGUGCGAUGCAAGGAAGACAAGUUCCUGGCGACUUGGAAUCAGCGAUACCUUGUACUACGUGAUCUCAAGAUCGACUUCAUGAAGAGUGAGACUGGCAAGGUCGUGCUGUCUUUUCCUCUGUCCACAGUCACCUCAGUUACUCGGUCCGAAGAGUCCAAGAUGGCCUUUGAAGUCACGCGUCUCGCCAACCCCAAGGAUGCGGCUAACAAGACGGCCAUGAUCACGCGCGAUGUCGCCACAAAGACCAUCACCUGUGAGGUCAAGACUGACGAUGAGAUCUAUGAGUGGAUUGACAAGAUAUAUGAACGCUGCCCCGGCAUGGGCGGAGUAAGCAACCCAACCAACUUCAGUCAUCGCGUCCAUGUCGGCUUCGAUCCGCAAACCGGCGCUUUCGUCGGUCUGCCUCCUGAGUGGGAGAAGCUGUUGACAGCCUCUGCCAUUACGAAAGAAGACUACAAGAAGAAUCCUCAGGCGGUCAUCGAGGUGCUGGAGUUCUACUCCGACAUCAAGAUGCGCGAGCAGAAUCCCCAAUACUUCGCGGGCAUGAAUGGCGCGGGAGGCGCACCACCCAAGCCUCUUGGCAGCAAUGCCGUGGGCAAUUCCAUUGCUCCUCCUCGUCCCCCGCCUCCAGGCCCUAUGCAGCGCUUGGACAGCGGCCAGUCAAAGUCGUCCAUGGACAGUACCAUGCGUUCGCAGACAUCCUCACCCGCCCAGUCGGGUGGCGAGUCCGAUCGCGCUGCUGAACAACAGCAACAGCUUGAACGUAUCAAGCAGAAGGCGGAUCAGGAGCGCCGCCGCGUUGAGGAGGAACAGCGCCGCAAAGAGGACGCUGCGUAUAAUGCGUCUAUUCCUCAAACUCGGGUCCCGCUGGCUAAGCAGGAGCUUGGUGGCUAUGGGAGCUCAGAUGCGUCCAUGAACAAUCGCUAUCAGCCAAGCCGCCCGGCUCCUCAGGCUCCUGGCGCUGGCGCUCGCGCUCCGGGUGUUCAGCCUUUAACGGCUCAGCGCCCGGCGCCGGCACCUCCCUCGCAGAGUCCCUACGGACAGAGUGCGUCUCGCACUCCUGCUGCUGGAGCCUCUCGCGGUGAUGAUGCCCAGAACGCGUCCAGCCGCUAUGCGGCCAAUGAUCCUCGCGCACAGGCAUCCACUCGCCAGCCCCAGUCCAACGGGACCAAAGGCCAGCAGGGACCUCCUCCCACCCGUCUUCCUGCCCCUGUCCAAGCUGUGAAGCCGCUUAACAUUGCCAACAAGCAGGCUGCCCCCAAGCAGCAAGCCGUUCCUGAUGGUGUUCGCCAGGCCGAGGCGGCUUUGACGAAGAAGCCCGAGGCGAGCAAUAAGAAGGAAGUGCGCAUGUCGGCCAUGUCUGAAAACGAAGUCAUGGAUCGCCUGCGGUCGGUUGUCUCCAAGGACAACCCCAACGAGUCGUACAGCAAGCAGCGCAAGAUUGGACAGGGUGCAUCAGGCUCAGUGUAUGUGGCUCGUGUCAAGGAGCACGCCACGUCACCUGUAGCACACGAGCUGUACCGGCAGUACGGACCUCGCUGCCAAGUGGCUAUCAAGCAGAUGGAUCUGCGCAGUCAACCCCGAAAGGAGUUGAUCGUAAACGAGAUUAUCGUGAUGAAAGACAGCCAGCACGCCAACAUUGUCAAUUUUUUGGAUUCUUUCUUGCAAGAGUCGAGCAAUGAGCUGUGGGUCGUGAUGGAAUUCAUGGAGGGCGGAGCGUUGACUGAUGUGAUUGAUAAUAACCCGGUCAUCACCGAGAAUCAGAUUGCGACUAUUUGCUUCGAGACUUGUAAGGGGUUGGCCCACUUGCACAGCCAGAAUAUCAUUCACCGUGACAUCAAGAGUGACAACGUUCUGUUGGACCGUGUUGGCCACGUCAAGAUCACCGAUUUCGGCUUCUGUGCCAAAUUGACCGAGUCAAAGAGCAAGCGUGCUACUAUGGUCGGUACGCCUUACUGGAUGGCACCAGAGGUGGUCAAGCAGAAGGAGUACGGACCCAAGGUUGAUUGUUGGUCCCUUGGCAUCAUGGCCAUUGAGAUGAUCGAGUCCGAACCUCCAUACCUGAACGAGGAGCCCCUGAAGGCUCUGUAUCUGAUUGCCACCAACGGUACACCGCGUCUGAAAAAACCCGAGAAGCUCAGCAGGGAGCUCAAGUCCUUCUUGAGUGUCUGUCUUUGUGUAGAUGUUCGCAGUCGCGCUACUGCCGAUGAGUUGUUGGCUCACGAAUUCCUCUCAACCGGCUGCAGCCUCGCCAGUCUUGCUGAGCUGCUGCGCUGGAAAAAGGCCAAUGGUCAAUAG